UCAAAGCUUCAGUGCGCAAGGAGUUUUUUGAGGAAAUAUUUUUGGUUCCAUUCUACCAGUGUUGUUAAAUAAGAGUUAAUUUACUAAUUUAAAAUGUCGGCCUCAAUACACACGGCUAAGAAAAAGUACUCGCAGCAAGAGUUGCGGCGUAUAAUGAGCGAAACAAAGGCAGCCAAACAGCUUCAACAAUCGGAAAGUGCAGUGAAGCGUAUUGACUCCCCUUUGGCAAAAUAUAAUGAUUUAGGUCAGCUGACGUGUGCCCUCUGCCGGUCGAUAGUUCGCUCGGAAGCUGUCUGGAAGGUUCACAUAAAUUCUAAACAACACAAGGAACAUGUGGAACUAGCGAAGCAGUUAAAAGAACAACCGACUCGUACAACUCUUCCGAUACGAGAUUCCACCAUAUCUUCACACCAGUCCGACAAUCCCUCUAAACGACCAGCCACUUCAGUUACCACAGAGGACAGUAUUCCCAUGAAAAAACCAAAGGGGAUAUUGAAAAACUCUCAAUCGCAAUCCGUUCAAAAUACAACCCUUCCGAAUGAUUUUUUCGACAACAAACUGAACGGGCAAACUGGCAACAAAAAUGCAUCCUCAAUUCGCAAGGAUCUUGUUAAUAUUCGGCUGCCAGACAAGCAUCACCAGCAAAUAGCGGAGGCGAUGGAACAGGAUCCAGCAGUAAUGGACGGAGGAACGGCUGCUCCGUCGGAAGAAGAAAAACUACCGGAAGGAUUUUUCGACGAUCCCAAAAUGGAUGCAAAAGCGCGAAACCAAGAGUACAAAGAUCCGGAUGAUGAAGAGUGGGAAAAAUUUCAAAAGGAAAUUAAGGAAGCGACUAACGUUUCCAUGGCGAUCAUAAGCGAAGAGCAGGAGGAAUCUACCGCUGAAAGACAGAUAGCAGAAAUUGACGAGCAAAUCCGUAAUUGGUCGAGGGUGUUGAGCUUGGAAAAGAAGAAGGAACAAGUCCAAACAUUGAAGGGAAUAUCAUCGUCUUCACGACAAAAUGGCAAGCAAGAUGGUUCGCUGCGAAAUGCAAGCAGAGUAGAAACUGUCGCCCAAGAUGACGAAGACGACGAUGAUGAUGAGUUUGAUGAAUUUUUAGAUUGGAGAGCCAAGAAAUCGUUUAAAUAAAUUUUCACAUUUAUUACACUCUGAA
Molecule: messenger RNA, 1153 nt
Organism: Anopheles coustani
Lineage: Eukaryota; Metazoa; Arthropoda; Insecta; Diptera; Culicidae
Product: zinc finger protein 830
Exons: 2
Coding region: 94-1128 (344 amino acids)
Biological process (GO): mitotic DNA damage checkpoint signaling; nuclear DNA replication; mitotic DNA replication checkpoint signaling
Cellular component (GO): spliceosomal complex; nucleus
Molecular function (GO): zinc ion binding; nucleic acid binding
Source: RefSeq, a predicted model, not a curated record